This is a messenger RNA of Trichechus manatus latirostris (Florida manatee), 4235 nucleotides long. It is a transcript of the gene NRP1, whose product is annotated as neuropilin 1. Gene Ontology annotation, molecular function: semaphorin receptor activity; vascular endothelial growth factor receptor activity; vascular endothelial growth factor binding. Gene Ontology annotation, biological process: response to wounding; neural crest cell migration; axon guidance. The record is from RefSeq and is a predicted model, not a curated record. The transcript is spliced from 16 exons. Gene Ontology annotation, cellular component: axon; focal adhesion; plasma membrane. The coding region runs from base 278 to 2794 and encodes 838 amino acids. NCBI's taxonomy places the organism in Eukaryota, Metazoa, Chordata, Mammalia, Sirenia, Trichechidae.
CGGGCAGUGGCUCCUGGAAGAAGAACAAGUGUGGGAAAAGGGAGAGGAAACCGGAGCUAAAUGACAGGAUGCAGGCGACUUGAGACACAAAACGAGAACCGUUUCUCUUGGAUCAAGGCAUUGCCUAGCUGCUUCCCGUUCUCCCAGACGGGCUGGAGGAUUUUACAGCUCCAAGCAGAGUUGGAGCGCUUUGGAUUUUUUAGAUUACUCCGUUUGCUAUAUUUUCCCUCCACGAUCUCGUUCUCCCGCUUCUGCCUAGAGAUCCGAAGAAGGUAGAAUGGAGAGAGGACUGCUGCUCCUCUGCGCCGCGCUCGCCCUCGCCCUGGCCAGCGCUUUUCGCAACGAUAAAUGUGGUGGUACUAUAAAAAUUGAAAACCCUGGGUAUCUUACAUCUCCUGGUUAUCCUCAUUCUUAUCACCCAAGUGAAAAAUGUGAAUGGCUGAUUCAGGCCCCGGAACCAUACCAGAGAAUUAUGAUCAACUUCAACCCCCACUUCGAUUUGGAGGACAGAGACUGCAAGUAUGACUAUGUGGAAGUCAUCGAUGGAGACAAUGCAAACGGACGCUUAUGGGGAAAGUUCUGUGGAAAGAUAGCUCCUUCUCCUGUAGUGUCUUCAGGGCAGUUUCUUUUUAUCAGAUUUGUCUCUGACUAUGAGACCCAUGGCGCAGGAUUUUCCAUACGUUAUGAAAUUUUCAAGAGAGGUCCUGAGUGUUCCCAGAACUACACAACACCUAGUGGAGUCAUAAAGUCCCCCGGAUUCCCCGAAAAAUAUCCCAACAGCCUGGAAUGCACUUAUAUUAUCUUUGCGCCAAAGAUGUCAGAGAUUCUCCUGGAAUUUGAAAGCUUUGACCUGGAACCAGACUCCAAUCCUCCAGGGGGGAUGUUCUGUCGUUAUGAUCGGCUAGAAAUCUGGGAUGGAUUUCCCGACGAAGUAUUCACUGCAUACAGUGAAACCUAUGAGAGCCAGAACCCAACGGGGCUGCCUUGUUUUUCCAGGUCGCGCAAAUUUUCCGCCUUUGGCAAGGUAGACUUGGGCCUUCUACGCUUCGUCACAGCUGUUGGGACACAGGGAGCCAUUUCAAAGGAAACCAAGAAGAAAUAUUAUGUCAAGACUUACAGAGUAGACAUCAGCUCCAAUGGGGAAGACUGGAUCACCAUAAAAGAAGGAAGUAAACCUGUUAUCUUUCAGGGGAACACCAACCCCACAGAUGUUGUGUUUGGAGUUUUCCCCAAACCACUGAUAACUCGAUUUGUCCGGAUCAGACCUAUGACUUGGGAAACUGGUAUAUCUAUGAGGUUUGAAGUCUAUGGAUGCAAGAUAACAGAUUAUCCUUGCUCUGGAAUGUUGGGUAUGGUGUCUGGACUCAUUUCUGACUCCCAGAUCACAGCAUCAAACCAAGCGGACAGAAACUGGAUGCCUGAAAAUAUUCGCCUGGUCACGAGUCGCUCUGGCUGGGCACUGCCACCCUCAUCUCAUCCCUAUGUAAACCAGUGGCUCCAAGUAGACCUGGGGGAAGAGAAGAUUGUGCGGGGCAUCAUCAUUCAGGGCGGGAAGCACCGGGAGAACAAAGUGUUCAUGAGGAAAUUCAAGAUCGGGUACAGCAACAACGGCUCUGACUGGAGAAUGAUCAUGUCUGACAGCAAGCGCAAGGCCAAGUCUUUUGAGGGCAACAACAACUAUGACACACCUGAGCUGAGAACUUUUCCACCUCUUUCCACACGAUUCAUCAGGAUCUACCCCGAGAGAGCCACUCAUGGCGGACUAGGGCUAAGGAUGGAGCUGCUGGGCUGUGAAGUGGAAGUUCCUACAGCUGGACCGACCACUCCCAAUGGGAACCCAGUCGAUGAAUGUGAUGACGACCAGGCCAACUGCCACAGUGGAACAGGGGGUACCACUGUGCUGACCACAGAAAAGCCAACAGUCUUAGACAGUACAAUACAAUCAGAAUUUCCAACAUAUGGCUUUAACUGUGAAUUUGGCUGGGGCUCUCACAAGACAUUCUGUCACUGGGAACAUGACAAUCAUGUGCAACUCAAAUGGAGUGUGUUGACCAGCAAAACCGGCCCAAUCCAGGAUCACACAGGAGACGGCAAUUUCAUCUAUUCCCAAGCUGAUGAGAACCAGAAGGGCAAAGUGGCUCGUCUGGUGAGCCCUGUGGUUUAUUCCCAGAACUCAGCCCACUGCCUGACCUUCUGGUACCACAUGUCUGGUUCCCAUGUUGGCACGCUGAGGGUCAAACUACGCUACCAGAAGCCAGACGAGUAUGACCAGUUGGUCUGGACGGCCAUUGGGCACCAAGGAGAUCACUGGAAGGAGGGGCGUGUUUUGCUUCACAAAUCUCUGAAGCUUUAUCAGGUAAUUUUUGAGGGCGAAAUCGGAAAAGGAAACCUUGGCGGGAUUGCAGUUGAUGACAUUAGUAUUAAUAACCACAUUUCACAAGAGGACUGUGCAAAACCAGCAGACCUGGAUAAAAAGCACCCAGAAAAUAAAAUUGAUGAAGCAGGGAGCACACCAGGAUACACAGGCGCCGAAGAAGGUGACGAGAACAUCUCAAGGAAGCCCGGCAGUGUGUUGAAGACGCUGGACCCCAUCCUCAUCACAAUCAUCGUCAUGAGCGCCCUGGGGGUUCUCCUGGGGGCUGUCUGUGGCGUUGUGCUGUAUUGUGCCUGUUGGCACAACGGCAUGUCCGAAAGAAACUUGUCUGCCCUGGAGAACUAUAACUUUGAACUUGUGGACGGUGUGAAGUUGAAAAAAGACAAACUGACUACACAGAGUACUUACUCGGAGGCAUGAAGGCAGGCAGAGGUGAAAAGAUGAGUGAUAGAAUUGAGUGGAAGGACGGAAUUGAGCGUGCUGGGGAACUGUGGAUCUUCUCUUACUGUACAAGCUGGGAAGUGCGUUGAGGACGCCGAGCCAGGCUUAUCUCAGGAGCUUCAAUGAGUAUAGCCGACAGCCAUGAACGAAUGAGCUGUGUUAACAAUCGGAAUCAUGUACAGUCUGCUUUUUUUCUGUUGGUUUCAAUUGAAUAAUCACAUGCUGGUAUAUUGAGACCAAGUAGGAUUGACUUAAUGAUUCAUUUCUGACUCUCCCUCCCCCCAUCUCUCUCUCCUUUCCCUUUUAUGGAUUCUUUUUGGAAACUGUGCAAAAUCCAAGAUGCUGGCACCAAGUGUAUUCAGUGGGGCCCUUUUGAUGGACAUGCUACCUUUAGCCCAGUGCCCAGAAUAUAUUAGAAUAACUGCAUUUCCGUGGACUCCUGCAGCUGUACAUGUGUAUAAUUGGCCUCGUUGUGCAUAGGCAAAGGAUUAGGGUGUUUUCUUUUAAAAGUACAGUAGCCUCAGUGCCGGUAUAGUGUGUCAGCUCUGUUUACGAAGCAAUACCGUCAAAUUUUCUUGAUGUUUUCCAGUGUUGUACUAAACCUCGUGCUUGUGAACUCCAUGCAGAAAACUGUGCCAUCACCAGACAGUGCUGGCAACUGGGUGUACUGCCGACAACCGAAACGAUAAAUCCUUGGCACUGGCUAGUCUAUGUCCUCUCAAGUGCCUUUUUGUUUCUACUGGUUCUCAUUGUGUUACAUUAACAACCCACUCUGUUUCUGACUGGUGAAAGCCCUACUCUUUAAUUAGUCAAACCCUGGUGGCCCACUGACUGAGAAGAGAGUAUAUUUUAGUGUGAGAUGUCAGCCCCCGGGAAGGCAAGGGCUCAGAAGACUUGGCAAUGUGGCUUAAUUGUUCUGCUUUUUUCCGUAGUUCAGUUUCAUGUCUCUUGAUCCUUUUGUAUAAAGCUGCAAUAUUCUCUCUUAUUGUUCUUUCAUAUGGAAUGUAUUUUCAAAUGUAAACACUUCUCUCUCUCUCCUAUCUCUCUGUCUUUUUUUCUCUCUUAGAUUUUAAGCAUUUGCCAUUGUCCAGAAAAGAAACUUUCAGCUUUAACCUUGCUGGGAAUGGCAAACAAUUUUACUAGACUUUAUGUUUAAAAAUAAGUAAAUAAGGGAAAUUCCUAACUUUGCCCUCCAAAGUCUAACUUUGGUUUUCUUGUUAACUGGUUAAAGUGACAGUAUCUUUUUUCCUGAAGCCAUUUGUCUGUCUAUCCUGAUCAAAAUGCUCAUUGAUAAAAAUGUUUGAGUUUAAUAGAAGUAGUGAUAAUUUGAGGAAAGGAAUAAUAUUAAUUGGCUUUCAAGUGAGACCUGAAGGAAGGGCUGAAUAAAACCUUCUAAAUAUAAAAAAAAAAAAAAAAAAAA